UUUCUUAAAUAUGAGCCUUUUAUAGCAGAACGAGAGGCGAGGCUAAAACGUCCAGACAGGCCCUCCAAGUGUAUACCAAGUGUUUUCAGCUGGUGGGACAAUCGGAUAAGCCAGUGGGGCUAGGAAUUUGGCAUCAGAGUGUUAAUCGGUUGAGGACAGCUAAAGAACGCAGAAAUGGCACCAUCACUGUCACAGGCCUACAGGAGGCGCUGGUGGAUGGCCUGCACGGCGGUCAUUGAAAACCUGCUCUUCUCUGCCGUCCUUCUGGGCUGGGGGUCUCUGCUGAUUAUGCUGAAGAACGAAGGCUUCUAUUCUCAUCUGUGUGAGCCAGACAAUUCCACAAACGUCUCCAGUGUCGAGGAAUCAAAUGGGGGCUGGCCAAGUUGUGUAGGGCAGGAGGAGAUGCUGAACCUGGGGUUCACUAUCGGUUCAUUCUUGCUAAGUGCUGCGACAUUGCCUCUUGGAAUCCUUAUGGACAAAUACGGACCCCGACCACUGCGUCUUAUUGGCAGCUCCUGCUUUGCUGUUUCCUGUUCCAUGAUUGCUGUAUCCGACUUUGAUCCUAAAGUGCUGUCUCCCCUCAUCUUCCUGGCAUUGUCCCUGAAUGGCUUCGGCGGCAUCUGUCUCACUUUCACCUCGCUCACACUACCCAACAUGUUUGGUAACCUGAGUUCCACCUUGAUGUCACUCAUGAUCGGCUCCUACGCAUCUUCAGCAGUCACCUUCCCUGGGAUCAAGCUAAUAUAUGAUGCAGGCGUGUCCUUCAUCGUCAUCAUGUUUGUCUGGUCAGCACUGGCAUGCCUGGUCUUCCUCAACUGCUUCUUAAAUUGGCCCGUGGAGGCCUUUCCUGCUCCAGAAGAAGUCAACUACACGAAGAAAGUUAAACUCAGCGGCCUGGCACUAGACCACAAAGUGACCGGAGACCGUUUCUACACCCACGUGACUACAGUGGGACAGCGGCUGAGUCAAAAAGCUCCCGGUGAAAAUCAGGAAUUUCUCUCUUCUCGGGAGAACAUUAGCAAAGCCACAUCGGCACCAGCAGAGAGUUCUGUGCCCUUCCGUAAGAGUGUCUGCUCACCCAUCUUUCUUUGGAGUCUUAUCACCAUGGGAAUGACUCAACUUAGGAUCAUAUUCUACAUGGGGGCCAUGAAUAAGAUGUUGGAGUUCCAGGUCACUGAUUGGAAUGAACACAGUCCUGAGAAUGUAAGGAUUGACGUCAAAGAGACAGUGUCAUUCUACUCUUCCACCUUUGGAACCCUACAGCUCCUCUGCUUGGUCACCUGCCCUCUGAUUGGCUACAUCAUGGACUGGAAGAUGAAGGAAUGUGUGGAAAAUUUACCUGCCGGAGGCGAUCAGGUGGAAGUCAAAGAGGAGUCAAGCAGUCCUAAGCCUCGUCGAUAUCGUAAGAUUCAGAAGUUGACUAAUGCCAUGCGGGCAUUUACCUUCACCAACUUGCUGUUGGUGGGCUUUGGCAUUGCCUGUCUGAUUAACAACUUACAUGUGCAGAUCAUUUCCUUCAUCCUUCACACCAUGGUGCGAGGAUUCAUCCAUUCAUGCUGUGGAGGACUCUAUGCAGCUGUCUACCCAUCUAACCAUUUUGGCACCCUUACUGGGCUCCAGUCUCUGAUCAGUGCGGUGUUUGCCCUGUUGCAGCAGCUGUUAUUCAUGGCAAUGGUUGGACCCCUGCUUGGUAACCCCUUUUGGGUGAAUCUGGGACUGCUGAUAUUCUCUUUUACGGGCUUCCUGUUGCCAAUGUAUUUGUUCUACCAUCGCAGAAAUCUGGUGAAAGAGCUGAAAGAGAAAGAGAAAGAAGCAGCAGUUCAGUCUGAAGACGCCAGCCUGAAGCAACACAGCAAUGGUCAGCUGGCCACCAGUGAGGCUUAGUCAGGGCUGGCGGGACAAGCUGAGGUGGUGCUGGGACACUGGGCUGAAACAGGGCCAGCAGCUGGUAAGGUCACUCUGUCUUUGUUGGCUAACUGCCCGUAACUCUCCAAAGAUUUUGUCAUCCCCGCUUCAUUACGCCUGCCGCCAGUCCAGAGUUUUGUUUCAACCUCUAAAAAGAAGCCGAAUGGAGGGACGAAGGCUCACUUGCACCUGUAACUGCGACAGCUUGAAAGCAACAGAGUUUAAAGUUACCAGCUACAGCCAGUUGGAGCAAAAUUACGGACAGGAGAUGCAAUGGAGAAAACCUUUAGCAGCUACUUUAUUAAGUGUGUGCGUGUGUGUGUGUUUUACCUUGAGCAAAAAAAAAAAACAAAAACACAAAAAAGAUCUGAGAACAUUUAUGGAAAAAAGAACACAAACCUGUCAGGAUCUUCUCUAAACCAAAGACAGACCCCCCCCACCCGCCGAAGACCACAUAGCCAAGAGCCGAUAGGUGGAGUCGGUCAAACUGGAGACAUGUCAGGUGGAAGGAAAAAACUGGCUCGCCAUUCCUACAGCCAGUCAUUCCAAAGGGCCAUCAUGUCACGCCAGUUUGUCACUAUGUGUCCCGUGUACGGCAGGCACUUCUGUGUAUAUUUUCAGCUUGCCACAUGUGCCAAAGGAUUUUUCUCUUUCCUUAUUCAGUUUUGGAUGCUUGCUUAAAUGUUAAUAGGAAAUGUAUAUAUAUGGGAUCUGUGUCUAUAUGUAUAUAUUAAAUAUACAUAUAAUGUAUAUAGGAGUCAGGAAGGGCUGGCAUAAGAUGAGGGGUCAACAGCCUAAGUAUUUUAUUUGUAAUUUUUGUUUUAUUUAUUAUGUGUGGAAGAAACCUUUACUUAUUUAUCCAAGUAGUAUAUAUAUUGUAUAUAUACAUAUAGUGUAUGUACUACAUACUGUGUAAGUACUAUAUGUACUUAUAUAUAUAUAUAUAUGUAUAUCUAUAUAUAUAUUUAUAUAUAAUUACACUUUAUAUAGGUUAUAUAGAUAAGAUUAGCAAUUUCAAGAACCAAUGACCUGAUAAAUAUGGGAUUAUACAAGAAGUUGUGUAACAAAUUCAACCCAAAGAUCUACUGCAAUUGUCCUGAGGGAGGAAUUACAAUUGAAUCUGUAACUGUAAUCUGAGCCUUGUCAAGUCUAAAAAGCAGGGGCUUAAUUAAUUUAGCUAACACACACACUCACUCACUCGUGCACACAAUACAUACAACUUAUAGCACACUUCACAACAUGACGACAGUGAGAUGUAGGAUAGCUCAACACGCAUUACUUGAUACAAACACAAGCAAACACAUCGCAGAUAUGACUAGAUAGAUAGAUAGAUAGAUAGAUAGAUAGAUAGAUAGAUAGAUAGAUAGAUAGAUAGAUAGAUAGAUAGAUACUUUAUUAAUCCCAAUGGGAAAUUCACUAGGGCCUUACUGGGAUACAGGAGGAACAUUUAAAAGUCAAGUGCCUCUAAAGUUUGUACACAAUACCCUGCCCUCACCCCAAAUAAGGUAUACAGUACUGCACAGUCAAAUUUUUGUGUGUAUUCUUAGGUGAACACAUAUACAGUACAUUGAUGCACAUGGCUUUUACUAAUACUCAGGUACAUUUUCAAUACUUUGAUUCUAUAUAAUUUAGGAAGAAAGAUACUAAAAUACACUGGACAGACAAGCAGACAGGCAGACAGGCAGAUAGAUAGAUAGAUAGAUAGAUAGAUAGAUAGAUAGAUAGAUAGAUAGAUAGAUAGAUAGAUAGAUAGAUAGAUAGAUGUGAAAGGCGCUAUAUGAUAGAUAGAUAGAUGUGAAAGGUGCUAUAUGAUAGAUAGAUAGAUAGAUAUGAAAGGUGCUAUAUGAUAGAUAGAUGGAUAGAUAGAUAGAUACAUAGAUAGAGCUUUAUGUCCUCCCAAAGGGAAAUUAAGAAGCUCAAGAGAGAAAUUAUUAAGCCAGGGUGUUGAAUCUGUAAGGCAGCAGUGCCAAUCCCUGUGCCAUCUUGUCAUCCACUUCCAUUUUACACACUGUGCACACUAAAACUACACUACAGUUUUCUGUCCCAUUAUGAAAUGCCAAAGAGACAGCUCAGGGUUACAAGUCAUGUUAAGCUGAUCAUUUUGUUUCCAACUACACGGGUGUUAUUUGAAUUCUGAUGAGGUGCUUCUCCCUUCUUCUAUUUGUUACGUAAUGAUGGGUCCGACUGAUUUCAUUUAUUAAAACUCACCAAGGUACACCAAACUAACAAAUGUAGCAGAAGCAAACAUCGUCUGGCAUUUCACAGGCUUUUGUUUUUAUUUUCUAGUAAUUCUGUUGCAAACUAUUUUCUUAAAUAACUUUUUCAAUUAUUUAUACAGAGUGAACAUUAAAUGUUGCUACAUUAUAAAGAUUCAGAAAUGGAUAUUAGGUAAGAAUUAGUUGAUUCAAAGCACUUGAUUUCUAGUUAGAAGCCAGACCGCUUGCUAAGUCGCACAAGACGAUGAUUUAUUAGCCGUCACAUGUCAUAUUGAAACUGAACUGCUUGAAUAAAAAGUUGAAGGUUUUGCAUUAAUGUAAAUCCCUGGAGGAACAGGGAAAUUUUCCAAACGAAGUGGAGUUGGCUUGAUAUUAUAGCUGUACACAAAUUUUGUACUUUUAUCACGGAAAAUGUGAACUUCUAAGUGACUGUCAUUUGUAUAGAAACUGGUUAAAGAACAACUUUUUAAAUUUCCAUUUUGUAUUUAAUUCGAUCCAGAAUUUAAAAACUGCUGGCAGACGCGUCACGGCAUUGGGCGGUGAUCCAACUUUCACUUUGGUGUCAUUUUUACGGGCAGUGAUUCACAGUUUAUACCAAAGUGCAGCCAGCUUGUCGUGUUAAAUUGCAAUUCCAGUUUUUCAAUCAGAGUUGUAGAAUUCCUAUUCUUUCGAUGAAAGACAUUUUUGUUUGCCUUUAUGUUUCCUUUCCAGUCGUGUGGUAAUAUCAUACAAGGCGGCAGUUCAUAUUGCCAGUAUUUGGUGUUACAAAAUAUAGACAAAUUUUGUCUGCCAUUAAUGGCGAAGUUGACAUUACAUUUUAGGUCACAUUAAGAAGAAUGUAAAAACAAACAAACAAAACUAAAACAAUAAAUUGGGAGUAUCAAUGCAAUCCCUGAUAAACGUUAAUGAUUUUGUGUGUCAAAACGGGUGACCCUCCAAUGUAAUAUUUGCAGACUGCCUUGCUGCUCUGUGGAGCAACAAUGAAACAAUAGAAAUCACCCCUCAUGCAUUAUGUAAGCCCCCUGCCCCGCCUCAGCCUUCGGUACUUUGCAUCCUGAGCCACGCAAUGGACAUUCCAUAAAUGGGGAGACCACGGGAGUGCGAGGAACUUUUAUGGGCACUCCUGCCACCAAAGUGGACUGUCUUGGGGUUACAGGGUCAGCACAUCUGGGGAUCAAAGUCACUGGUGCAUUUCUAUUUAAUAACCUUGAACAUUAAAAAGACGAGAGCCGUGCCAUUUUUUGGCUAUCAGUAUAUUAUAUAUGUGUGUGUGUGUGUUGUUCUGAUUAAUCGUUGGGUUUGUUUUUAAUAAGAAGUAUUGUACACAAGGUGCCUUAAACUUCCUGUGCCAAAACAAAAAAAAAAUGACUUGAACAGAACAAUUUACUUGCAAGAAUGUUUUUCACAAUGAGCGCUUAUUUGUAUUUAUUUAGAUAGCACUGUGGUGGGGAUUUAAAGCCAUGAAAUAACCGUGUGGUUAAGUGUCGGUGUGCAGACUGGUAGGCCUCUUUUACUUUGUGUACUUAGUCUAAAGAAAUGUACAGUAGGCUCUGAAAUGUCAUUAAAAUAAAUUAUUA
Messenger RNA from Erpetoichthys calabaricus (reedfish), 5698 nucleotides. It is a transcript of the gene slc43a1b, whose product is annotated as solute carrier family 43 member 1b. Gene Ontology annotation, biological process: transmembrane transport; neutral amino acid transport. The record is from RefSeq and is a predicted model, not a curated record. NCBI's taxonomy places the organism in Eukaryota, Metazoa, Chordata, Cladistia, Polypteriformes, Polypteridae. Gene Ontology annotation, molecular function: L-amino acid transmembrane transporter activity; neutral L-amino acid transmembrane transporter activity. The transcript has 15 exons. The coding region runs from base 175 to 1884 and encodes 569 amino acids.